Molecule: messenger RNA, 2149 nt
Organism: Salvelinus sp. IW2-2015
Lineage: Eukaryota; Metazoa; Chordata; Actinopteri; Salmoniformes; Salmonidae
Source: RefSeq, a predicted model, not a curated record
UUAAUCCUCUCGCUUUGCCCCUUCCUCUCUGGCAUGGCGUAGUUUGGGAGAUGCCUAGRCAGAUGAAAGAGACUGGGUGCCACCUAUUACCACUGCCAGGUUUUGGGUCCGGGAUGGAGGCCAUGUGGAAAGCAAUGAAAUGCCAGAAAAGGGGCAUUAGACUAGAGAGAUAGUAGGCUAUGCUAUGGCAMAUUUGAUUAAACAUUCAAGUCGUGUCUGUGUUACUGAAAUGUAGGUAUUCUUAUCUGUCAAAUUGAACGUAGUAGGCUACUCCCGCAUAAAUCUUGGAUUCCAGGAAAUUAGCAUAUAGUUACCAUGGUGAUGGUAGCUCGCUGAUCCAAGGAGUUCCACAAAAAUACUGCUAGCUACUUGAGGAAGUUUUCUGAUUACUUCUAGCAAGCUAGCUAGCUUUUUAAUUUGCUAGUAGAUCUACUGUGUCUCACUUUUGAGAGUAAAACGACUAGGUAUUUUCUCCAGCAUUUUUUAUUGCCAAGUUAAAGAACAUCUCCAGGAGUCCGCCCAUCGCGAAAAGAAGACAGCCAGAUUGUAGGUGCUCAGGUUAGGUCUCAGUUUUGGUCACGUAGCCCAAACAUCUGCUUCGACAUAAGGAAAUAUGACUAUGUUUGCUGCUGGUUACUGGAUACCUGAGACAGAAAAGUUCUGAAGACGUCUCCCCCUCUGAAGGUAAAGACCGCAACCACUAUACCGGCCUGAGUGGAGGGACAGGAGUUGGGUCGUGUUCUUGAGGUGAGCCUUGUUAGAACCAGGCAACCAUAACAAGAUGGUGAAAAAAAACACAGGACACUCACGACAGUCGUCUAUAUCCAAGACAGCUGGUGGCUCUCAGAUAUCCAGCCUCAAAGACCUGAGCCUGCUGGAUGGAUCUGGCCUUGGGCAGGAGGAGACCCCAGAGCUGCCUCCAGAACCCCCCACACCUGACGAGGGCCACUUGGGCUUCCCAGACCCUGUCUACCUGCUGGCAGCAGUCAUCUUUCAGAACACUCACCUGGAGAAGCCUGCUGCCCACCGAUUAGUCAGUUAUGGCAAGCGGGCGGGGCUGCCCCUGCCUGAGGCCAAGGAUGAGGCGUACCAACGCAGCUCGUAUGAGCUGGCCUUCAACACACUCAAAUACCAAGAGCUCCUGGAGGACAUCAUGAUUGACAGCUGCUUUUACCUCUCUCAGCCAAUGCCUGAUGACCAGAUGAGUCUGGUGGUGGUGAUGCUCUACGACUUCCAGGACAGGAAGUUCCUCCCUCGGGAAUGCCAGGGGGAGGAGCUCGAUACAGGAAGUCAGGGAGGUGGAGAACUGCCUCCUCAGGUUUAAGACCAAGCUGGCAGCCUCCCUGGCUCGCAGUAGGAUCAAACAUGACCUCCUGACCAUCGACUGCAUCCUCCCCGAGGCUGUGAGGAAGAAACAGGAGAGAGCCAACAGGUUGCUCCUCUACGCAUGGGUCAACACAUUCAAGAGCAGCUUUGAAGAGGUGUGCGGCGUCCUGAAGCGAGGGGAUUCUCUCAGGUGAAUUCAGUCGGGCAGUUGGAAGGGCAGUCCUUCUGUCAGGACCUCCACUGUGCGGACGUGUUGGUGUUCCCCCCCCAGCUCAAAGCUGACCUGUACCCACCAAGCUGCUCAGCGACAACAAGCUCGUCAUACAGGAUAAGUGGUGUAGCGUCGGUCCCUGUGUGGUGCGCUCUCUGUUGCCCCCAGAUGGGGACGUCCUGAUGGCUGGCUCCUCCUCCGGCCUUACCAUGUCACACACCGCCUCCCUGGUCACCCACGGCAACGCCCAUGGCAACAGCCAAUCGAAAGUGUUCGUCUGUGUUGGCGACCGCCCACCCGCCCAGAGGGAGGAGCUACAGGAGGUCCUUGCCAAUAUGGCCUGCAAGAACGUGAAGCUGAUCCCUAUGAGUUUCCUGUCUCUGGACCCAUGUGACCUGAGACUCCAGCGGGUCCGGGUCAUCCUGCUGACCCCCCAGUGCUCCGUGUCUGCAGUCAGCAACCCUGUUGAGUUCAUACUGCAGGAGAACGGAGGUACUGCUUCACAUACCCCAACACACUACACCCCAUAUACCCUCCAUAUUACACCCAUAUACCCUCCAUAUUACACCCAUAUACCCUCCAUAUUACACCCAUAUACCCUCUAUAUUACGA